Molecule: messenger RNA, 1151 nt
Organism: Colias croceus (clouded yellow)
Lineage: Eukaryota; Metazoa; Arthropoda; Insecta; Lepidoptera; Pieridae
Exons: 3
Coding region: 14-724 (236 amino acids)
Source: RefSeq, a predicted model, not a curated record
UUGUUUAUAUAUAAUGGAGGAAACACGCGCGCCGAGCUUUAUGCUCAUCCAAUCUUUAUUGAAGAUGACGCAAAUUUUGUCAGUUUACUUCGCUGCGUCAGUUUUAGUUGCAUUGUGCCAUUGUGUGUCAACAAAACUUGAUGUUUUCGAAGAUGAGAAAUCUCCUACAUCAAGUAAAGAAGACGAAGAUGUUGAAGUGAAGCAUACGAUAGUUGUGUCUACGAAACUGAAAAACAACAGAGCAGGUUUACACGCAACAGGUGAUCAAGAAGCAAUGUUUCUAUCAAGAGGCAAUUCACAUAAAGAUACCGACAGUGCUGAAGUCCCAAUCGUUAAAGCUUACAAAUCGGUAGACACAACUGCAAUACGCACACCUGAUACCCGCCUUAAGAAUCAAACACCCAGGCCAUUUGUCAAAACUUCCAGAGAUGAAGCUGAUAUCUAUCCAAACACAGCUUUCAGUCCCGUCUGGAGACCAUCGACAUUCUACAAUAAUGUACACUAUUGGAGCCAAGACGAUUUCUAUAAUAUAGUUAGAGCAAAUAGACCAGACUACCGUAGUAUAAACAGAAGGCCCAAUGACGACGGCGUCCGGGAAUUUUAUUGUCGUAAGUGCAGAGAACUCAGUAAUGGCAGAGGAUGUGUGCAAAAAACGAAUUCGUGGCUUCGUGAGAGCACGACUCAAAAGACAAAGGUAGAUGGUAAAUUAGCGAAAUUAAACUAAUAGUCCUCCCAUGACUUGUAACAAAAACGAGAUGAUGCUAUCUGUAACCUUGAAGCGAAACACGGGCAUGCGCUCAUCGUCGCUGCAUGAUGGUAAUCAUUAUUAAAUAUUUUAAUACGUGUGUUGCUUGAUUUAAUUUGUUUAAACAUUAAAGUAUGGUGCAAAUAUGUCUACAUAAUACAUCACCAGUUGUGCAGUGUAAAUUAUGAUUUACUAGCUUUCCACCCGCGGCUUCGCCCGCGCAGUCAAGGAAAAACCCGCAUAGUUCCCGUUCUCGUGGGAUUUCCGGAAUAAAACCUAUCGUAUGUUCCGGGGUAAAAAGUAGCCUAUCUUAUCCUAUCUAUUCCUAUUCUUUCUCGGGUAUCAAAAUAUCUCUAUACCAAAUUUCAUGCAAAUUGGUUCAGUAGUUAAGGCGUGAUUGAGUAAC